Pararge aegeria (speckled wood butterfly) is the source of this 2533-nucleotide messenger RNA. RefSeq lists its product as uncharacterized. Lineage: Eukaryota; Metazoa; Arthropoda; Insecta; Lepidoptera; Nymphalidae. The record is from RefSeq and is a predicted model, not a curated record. The transcript is spliced from 3 exons. Bases 17 to 910 code for a protein of 297 amino acids.
GAAAGUCGUUGUGAAAAUGUGCAUCGUGUUUUCUGGAUUCAGGAUGUGGGUGAUUUUGUUCUGCUAUUUAUUAGCACAAGCUAAGACUUAUCCAUUGCAAGAGUAUCCAUUAUACUCUCAGGUUCCGCGGGAAUAUCCUGACGAUGAUUAUUAUUACGCUCCAAAGGUUCAAUAUUAUUAUGAUGCGCCAGCCAUAAAUGUACCUGAAGUUUACGGUCAAGUUCCUUACUCAUAUUUUUACGAUCCAUACGGUCAUUUUUCUAAUGAAGAACCAAAGAGGCAGGAAGAGAGGCUAGCAGCGUUGCCUAUCGGACAAGAGACAUGGUUUGAAAGCGAGUCCUCCCCCCGCUGGCGGUCUAAUAAUAUCGAUGACGUCAAUGCAGCUUUCCUCGACAACUUGAUACUUACGCAAAUGGCUCAAGAUGCACAGAGACGCCGUGAAAAUGCUCGAGCUGCGUUUUCAAACAUCGAUUAUGAAGAAAAAGAUAAAGAAGAUGAAGACGUCAGAGAAUUGAAGGCUUUAGCGGGAAAGCCACUCUAUCAUGUACCAAAAACAGUUCCUAUAAUCGAAGAAGACGAUUAUGCUGACGAUGAUGCUGAUAGCUUCAUUAACUGGAAUGGGAAUAAGAGAAGUGUCAGCACUACGACACCCGAACCCAGCACUGAGCAGCCAAAAGAUGGCCAAAAAGAAGUUGUCAUGCCACGACCAGCACCGAUCAAGCACGUGUUCCAAAGUCACCAGUCGAGUCAAGAUAAGAAGACCUCACCAUUUUAUAACACCAUCAAGCAACUAUUAGAAAAACAAGGCCAUGAUACUUCGAAAAGCCGAAGAAUCGAUAAACGUUAUGUCGCCGGUGACUCCGAUCUUGUCGUUGAACUUCGAGGACUAAAACAUCGUAUCGCAACUUAAGCUAAUGCAUCUUGAUUACCGCCAACUAACAUGAGACUGAGUAUUAUUUUAGAAUAGUAAAAACUAACAGCAGCGACCUGACAAACUAAAAGAGUAACAGGCGAACAAAAUCCAAAAAAAGUAGGAUACUUAUUUUCUAACUUUUUAUCUGAAUUCAUCACGUUAACAACGUCAACAUGUAACACAUUCCAAAUAUAACAUUAACCUCAAUUUGCGAUUAUUUGUCUCCGUAGAAAUUAUGAACCCGUUAGCAUUAACGUUAUAAUGACACAUUAAAGUGAUUCCAAACAAUAAAACGAUUGACCGUGCUAAGCUCAUGUCAGUAGUAUUGUUUACUGAACUGUAUACCUAUUUCAGAGUAAACUUGCCAGUUUUUGAACCUAUUUCAGAAAACCAAAACGUUGUAGAUUCCGUUUCCUCCACAUCCGUAUGUUGUAUGGUAUCAGUAUGAUUCCGUAUUUUCACGAUGAAAUUACGUGUUUGUUUUAGUUUCAUAAACAUUUCCUACUACUCGCGAAACUAAGGUGUCGUUAAAACAAUGUACGUCAUGAUGAAACUGAUGAUUGCAAAUAAACUUACUUGUAGUAUUUCAAAAGUUUUGAUGCACUGUUUAAUGUCAUAGUAAUGUUUUUGUGAUACGUUUGUAGCAAACGCAUAUAAAUCUCCAUAAAGUUAUCGAUGUAAUACGUGACUAUAUCAGAUUACUGAUCCUUUUCGAUUCUUUAUUAGUCUCGAUAAAUAUUGUAGUAGUUAUGAAUGUCAAUGAACGUACAAAAUGUGACUAUAAUCACUUAUUCAGAAAUGGUUGUUGUAUGUUACAGAAUGAUAUCUUCUUCAAGCGAAAGUUAAUGUUCCCUUCGUUUGGCAGCUAUCGUGUCGCACAAAUUGAUUGUGCAAUUGUAAAUAUAUUAGAUAUGAUUCUUCUAAGACUUAGAUAGAAAAUAUAACUUACAUGAAAUUGUUAUUUUUUGUAAACUAACAAAUUUUUGUAAAGUACUUUUUGCUAAACUGAAAUUUUAUGUUUUAAAUGUGCAAAAAAAAGACUUGAUGUUUUCUUAGCUAAACUUUAAUCUAUUUAACGUAAUAUGGACUACAGUACCUACUUUUUGAAAUGAAAAUGAAUAAUCGCGUCCGUUCCGAUAAAACCCCUUAAUUGAUUUAUAUUAUUAUAAGUAUACGGAUCUAGGGUACGCAGGAGAUUGGGUGAAUGGAAUCAUUUCUAAAGCAAGGCAAUCUUAAAUUAUUAUAUUCUCAUUACAUACAUAUUAUUUUCCUAAUUAAAGAAUCGCAAGAUGCCUCUUCUUAACAUUUUUAAAACAGAUCCAAAAAAAUAUAACUAUUUUCUACUAUUACUAUAUUCUUAUAGGGUGCUAUUUAUUUUAUUUUUAUUUUGUUCUACAGUCUUAGCUGACAAUAUGGUUAAUCUUUUUGCAAAGCAAAAAAUAAAAAUAUAGUAUACUUUUUUAACUGUAAGAAUGAAAUGAUUCUCUCGAUGAGCGGAGGAUUGGGUGAUAUUUUAGCUUUACAGCUUCGUAACUAAUGUUUGUAUGAAAGCAGGUCUCUGAGACCUUUGUUGAAAUUGAAUUUUUAUGAAACCCGAAUCUAUUUUAUGAACUGUACCUA